UCUUCUUCUUCUUCUUCUUCUUCUUCUUCUUCUUCUUCUUCUUCUUCUUCUUCUUCUUCUUCUUCUUCUUCUUCUUCUUCUUCUUCUUCUUCUUCUUCUUCUUCUUCUUCUUCUUCUUCUUCUUCUUCUUCUUCUUCUUCUUCUUCUUCUUCUUCUUCUUCUUCUUCUUCUUCUUCUUCUUCUUCUUCUUCUUCUUCUUCUUCUUCUUCUUCUUCUUCUUCUUCUUCUUCUUCUUCUUCUUCUUCUUCUUCUUCUUCUUCUUCUUCUUCUUCUUCUUCUUCUUCUUCUUCUUCUUCUUCUUCUUCUUCUUCUUCUUCUUCUUCUUCUUCUUCUUCUUCUUCUUCUUCUUCUUCUUCUUCUUCUUCUUCUUCUUCUUCUUCUUCUUCUUCUUCUUCUUCUUCUUCUUCUUCUUCUUCUUCUUCUUCUUCUUCUUCUUCUUCUUCUUCUUCUUCUUCUUCUUCUUCUUCUUCUUCUUCUUCUUCUUCUUCUUCUUCUUCUUCUUCUUCUUCUUCUUCUUCUUCUUCUUCUUCUUCUUCUUCUUCUUCUUCUUCUUCUUCUUCUUCUUCUUCUUCUUCUUCUUCUUCUUCUUCUUCUUCUUCUUCUUCUUCUUCUUCUUCUUCUUCUUCUUCUUCUUCUUCUUCUUCUUCUUCUUCUUCUUCUUCUUCUUCUUCUUCUUCUUCUUCUUCUUCUUCUUCUUCUUCUUCUUCUUCUUCUUCUUCUUCUUCUUCUUCUUCUUCUUCUUCUUCUUCUUCUUCUUCUUCUUCUUCUUCUUCUUCUUCUUCUUCUUCUUCUUCUUCUUCUUCUUCUUCUUCUUCUUCUUCUUCUUCUUCUUCUUCUUCUUCUUCUUCUUCUUCUUCUUCUUCUUCUUCUUCUUCUUCUUCUUCUUCUUCUUCUUCUUCUUCUUCUUCUUCUUCUUCUUCUUCUUCUUCUUCUUCUUCUUCUUCUUCUUCUUCUUCUUCUUCUUCUUCUUCUUCUUCUUCUUCUUCUUCUUCUUCUUCUUCUUCUUCUUCUUCUUCUUCUUCUUCUUCUUCUUCUUCUUCUUCUUCUUCUUCUUCUUCUUCUUCUUCUUCUUCUUCUUCUUCUUCUUCUUCUUCUUCCUCUUCUUCUUCCUCUUCU
Molecule: messenger RNA, 1116 nt
Organism: Rana temporaria (common frog)
Lineage: Eukaryota; Metazoa; Chordata; Amphibia; Anura; Ranidae
Exons: 1
Source: RefSeq, a predicted model, not a curated record